Messenger RNA from Syngnathus typhle (broad-nosed pipefish), 4351 nucleotides. RefSeq names its product discs, large homolog 3 (Drosophila) (gene dlg3). Gene Ontology annotation, molecular function: kinase binding. The coding region runs from base 453 to 3086 and encodes 877 amino acids. The transcript has 24 exons. Gene Ontology annotation, biological process: chemical synaptic transmission. NCBI's taxonomy places the organism in Eukaryota, Metazoa, Chordata, Actinopteri, Syngnathiformes, Syngnathidae. The record is from RefSeq and is a predicted model, not a curated record. Gene Ontology annotation, cellular component: postsynaptic density membrane; neuron projection; neuromuscular junction.
AUCCUCUUUGUGGCCUUCCGACGACGACGACGUGUCUGUCUGUCUGGGGCUCUACCACAAGGGCUGCGGCGGUAGAAGCUCGAUGGAAAUCCUCUUUCCACGGGGGCGCCAUAUGAGGGGGAGGAAGACAGACGGGAGGAGGAGCCCUAUCGCACAACUCCUAGGCGGCCUCUCUGGACGUAAGCAAAAAGUUGACAUGAGCACAAUCCCCUUUUCACGUGUUGUGAAGGGAACCUCCGUACCAGCUGGGGAGCUUGUUUUUUGUUUUGUGUGUGUGUGUGUUGUUGUUUUUUUUCCAUGCGGGCGGGAAGAGGAUAGAAGAUAGAACUCUUUUGGAGCUUGUUUCCUGAACUAGCGAACGUUACGGACUCCUUUCGCCUCCUAAAAGAAAAGUAAUAGUAAAAAAAACAAAAAACCCAAAACAACAACUCAUCAUUGAAGUUGGAGACGGCAUGGUGCACAAAUACGACACUGAGCGAGCAGCAGGUCUGCUCAGACGCUACCAGGCCAGCUUGACGAGUCCAGACGAGCAGGCCCUCAAGACCAGUGUGGGCAAAGUGUCCGCUAUCCUGGGCAGCCAACUCUUCCAAGCGCUUCUUGAUAUUCAAGAGUGUUACGAGGUAACCUUGCAGCUGAAUGUGCAACAAAGUGCACUGAUGGAAGAGGAAGAUGGCGAGCAGGAAGCAUUGGAGAAAUCAGGAGAAGCAGAUGAGCAGAAUCAAGAGGACGAGGGUGAAGGCGUUUCCCGCAUCCGAGUGACGUGCCGAGGAAGUGAUCGCAAGGUGGAGCGAGUAUGUGCCCUGGUGACUCGUUCGCAUGUCGAAGUGCCAAAGGCCAACCCUCCCCCCAUCAUUGUCAACGCAGACUCACUUGAUGCAGGCUCUUAUGUGAACGGCAGCGAUGGCAUGUACAAGUAUGAGGAGAUCAUCUUGGAAAGGGGGAAUUCGGGCCUGGGCUUCAGCAUCGCUGGAGGCAUCGAUAAUCCGCACAUUCCCGACGAUCCGGGGAUCUUCAUCACCAAGAUUAUUCCGGGGGGAGCGGCAGCCAUGGACGGGAGACUCGGGGUUAACGACUGCGUGCUGCGCGUGAACGAGGUAGACGUGUCGGAGGUGGUCCACAGCCGGGCGGUGGAGGCCUUGAAGGAGGCGGGGCCGGUGGUGCGUCUGCUGGUGAGGCGAAGGCAGGCCCCACCCGAGACCAUCCUCGAGGUCAACCUGCUCAAAGGCCCCAAAGGACUGGGAUUCAGCAUUGCCGGCGGAAUCGGCAAUCAGCACAUCCCGGGUGACAACAGCAUCUACAUCACCAAGAUCAUUGAAGGGGGAGCCGCCCAAAAAGAUGGACGGCUGCAGACGGGAGAUCGCCUGCUUGCUGUGAACAACAUCGUGCUUCAGGACGUGCGUCACGAAGAGGCGGUGGCCGCACUGAAAAACACGUCUGAUAUGGUUUACCUCAAGGUGGCCAAGCCAGGACCCGUUCACCUUAAUGACAUGUACGCCCCGCCCGACUAUUCCAGCAGCCUGGCCCUCCCUCCAGCCUUCCCCACCAUGGUGGACAACCACGUGAGCCACAACUACAUGGGCGCCAUGGAGCCCAAGCCGCCCUACCCGCCGCCCCAGGUCACCCCGUCCAGGUACUCGCCUGUCCCCCGGCACAUGCUCGGCGAGGAAGACUUCACCAGGGAGCCGAGAAAGGUGUUGCUCCACAAAGGCUCCACUGGGUUGGGCUUCAACAUUGUGGGCGGGGAGGACGGCGAGGGCAUCUUCGUCUCCUUCAUUCUAGCCGGAGGACCGGCUGACCUGAGCGGCGAGCUGAGGAGAGGCGACCGCAUUCUGUCUGUGAAUGGAGUGAAUCUAAGAAACGCAACACACGAGCAGGCGGCGGCCGCUCUGAAGAGAGCUGGACAGACCGUCACCAUCAUUGCGCAGUACAGGCCUGAAGAGUACAGCCGCUUUGAGUCCAAGAUCCACGACCUGAGGGAGCAGAUGAUGAACAGCAGCAUGAGCUCGGGAUCCGGCUCCCUGCGCACCAGCGAGAAACGCUCUCUCUACGUCAGAGCUUUGUUUGACUAUGACCGGACGAGGGAUAGCUGCCUGCCCAGCCAAGGGCUGAGCUUCUCCUACGGCGACAUCCUCCACGUCAUCAACGCGUCCGAUGACGAAUGGUGGCAGGCCAGGCUGGUGACGCCUCACGGGGAGAGCGAGCAGAUUGGAGUCAUUCCCAGCAAGAAAAGAGUGGAGAAGAAGGAGAGGGCCAGGUUAAAAACAGUCAAGUUCCACGCCCGGACAGGCAUGAUUGAGUCCAACAGGCAGCUGGUCAAAGUAAAGCGCAAAAAAAGCUUCAACCUGUCGCGAAGGUUCCCGUUUUACAAGAGCAAGGAGAAUAUUGUGCAGGAGUUGGUGGAGUCUGAACAAUGCCUGACGUCCAACACGAGCGACAGUGAAAGCAGUUCAAAGGGCCAGGAAGACACAAUCCUCUCCUACGAGCCUGUCAUUCGACAAGAAAUACACUACACCAGACCCGUGAUCAUUCUGGGCCCCAUGAAGGACCGCGUCAACGAUGACCUCAUCUCCGAGUUCCCACACAAGUUUGGCUCCUGCGUACCCCACACGACUCGUCCGAGGAGAGAGAACGAGAUGGACGGUCAGGACUACCACUUUGUAGGAUCGCGUGAGCAAAUGGAAAAAGACAUCCAGGACAAUAAGUUCAUCGAGGCGGGACAGUUCAACGAGAACCUCUAUGGGACCAGCAUCCUGUCCGUCAGAACUGUGGCUGAAAGGGGGAAGCACUGCAUCCUGGAUGUGUCGGGCAACGCCAUCAAACGACUGCAGCAAGCACAACUUUACCCUAUCGCCAUCUUUAUUAAACCAAAAUCCAUCGAAGCCCUCAUGGAAAUGAACAAGCGGCAGACGUACGAGCAGGCCAACAAAGUGUUCGACAAGGCCGUCAAGCUGGAGCAAGACUUCGGGGAGUUUUUCACAGCAAUUGUCCAGGGCGACUCGCUAGAGGAAAUCUACAACAAAAUUAAGCUGAUCAUCGAGGAGCAGUCGGGCCCGUACAUCUGGAUCCCUUCCCCAGAGAAGCUCUGAGCUUCCCGUCCGCCAUCACACCUCGCAUCGCUGCAGAGUCCCGGAUGCCCCCCCCCCCCAUACCUAAUUGGCCCCCACCCCCGCCACUCACCUCUUUUUACAGCUAUGUUCCAUAUAAAGUUUAGUGUCAUCAUUCUGUUACUCUCUAAAUGGAAACAAAAGCAAAGUCUUAUCACCAUUAAUUAUUGUGACUGUGCACCCCCUGCAUGAGUUUCUCUACGCCAUCCAUUACAAACUGUAAGGGAAAGCUGUCUUUUGGAGGGGGGGGGGGGUCAUACAAAAAACAAAAUCGCUCCUUUUUGUCAACAAACAGAAGACGGGAAGGAAUGUUUUCAUGAAGAAAGAGAGAGAGAGGAGUUGCAGGGAAACAAGAGACAAAUCACACCGCGUCAGAACACUUUGUAAAUUUUCAUCCAAUCACAUUGAAAAAAGACAACACACAAAGACGAGACCUUUUGGGUUAAUUGUUUUUUGUUUUUGUUUUUUUCUUCUCCCCCAAAAGUGACUGGUUGAACAGAGCCCUACUGACGGUACUGUUGUUUCUAGGGAAUUAUUUAUCUCCACUGGAAGAAUCCCUACAUUUAUAUUAUGACAUCACAAGAUGAAUAAAAUCCUACAGAGAUUUUAUUAUACAUAUAAAUAUAUAAAUAAAUAUAUGAAUAUAUAUAUAUAUAUAUAUUGAGCGAGAGCGCGUGUGAAAGAAAAACAAGUUUUACACUUCACUAGAAUGGUCCAUUUAGAGGGCUUCUUAGAUUCUUUUACUUUAGCUUGUGAUUUUUUUUUUGUAAGAGCUACUCUUGUGUCAAGGUGGGCUGCGGGGGGGGGUGGGGGGUAGAGAUGUGUAAGUGGGCUCUGCAAAACACCAAUCUGCCUUACAUCCAAUACAGACUGACCGACGUUGUCCUCCUUUGAGUGCAAUAGCGCCCCCACACCACAACCGCUAUUACUACAACAAUCAAUUCAAUAAUUAGAAUUUACUGGACCCUGACAACCUAUAUCUCUCCACCCCCCCCAACUAAAGAGUGUGAAGCUGCAGACCACCCCCUUACACUCUCUGCCUUCCAAAGGAGUUUUUUUUGUUUUGUUUUUCUGGUUUACUGGUCACACGGUACUGUCCUAUCUGCUGCCAUGGCGGCAGCCUUAUAACGGGUAGAACAAGACAACAAUUGUAUUGGAUGUCAUGCCCAUUAAAAAAAAUAAUGUUUUGGAUUGUCCAAAAAAUACAACACUAAAGUUGAGCCUAAUUAAAAGCUUUGUGUUAUCUA